This is a messenger RNA of Mixia osmundae IAM 14324, 1211 nucleotides long. RefSeq lists its product as uncharacterized. The record is from RefSeq and is a predicted model, not a curated record. Lineage: Eukaryota; Fungi; Basidiomycota; Mixiomycetes; Mixiales; Mixiaceae. The transcript has a single exon. Bases 48 to 1130 code for a protein of 360 amino acids.
UCUAGCUUGGCCCGGUUGCGUCAUCGAUCGUCUCGCAGACAGUCAGAAUGCCUCUGGUCGCCAGCACUGAGCGGUCACAAGUCGGCCAUGUCAAGCUAGACGGACCGAAUGACUGGCAGAUCGGUUACGUCUUACAAGCGCCCACAGAGCCAACACAAGAUGACGAUCCAUUGCUCAUCUUUGCCCACCCCUUCACGAACAAUAGCGAGUACUGGCAGCCCCAAUUGCAAUCCGACCUCAUCGGUGGACGAUACUGGUGCUUGGCUUUCGAUGCAGCCGGUCAUGGCACGUCACCCACCUACGGACGUCAGUGGGACAUCCAAGAUACUGCACGCGCCAUCGUCAAGAUUGCUUCCACCGUGCUCGGCGAAUCUGGAGACACGCUCGACCGACCCCAAUCAGAUGGCUUUCCUUCGAGAGCAGUCUGUAUUGGCUGUUCUAUGGGAGGUUUCGGCAGUCUGAGGGGCGCACUGCUCGAUGCCCAACGCGUAAGGAGCCAACACAAGCGACCUCUCAUUGCUGGCGUGCUCUCCUUUGGAUCCUCUGCCGAGCCCGAACACAAGGACUUUGUGGAAGAGUACUACAAGACCGCCAAUGCUGCCGCCGACAGAGCUCGCUCGGGCAAUCCGCUAGAAGCGAUAAAGAUGAUUGCAGAUGGCAUAGCGAGCGAUCAGUACGGCAAAGAGGCAGGCUUGAGAAACGCACAGAAAUCGUACGAUUGGGGCAGAGCUGUCAUCGAGCGAUCACUGUCUUAUUCUUUUGCUGCCAAUUCGCUCGGAAAGCCAAUCGAUGCAUCCAUGUCGUUCGACAAAGUACAAGCCUCACUAGAACCCCAAUCGACGGCCGAUCAGAUCAUGAUCAAUUUCAACGCACUUCUCAAGCGAGAUGGCAUCGAGGCGAGCAUAUCGAGCAAAGACAGUACCGUACUCUGUCCGGUAUUGAUCGUCCACGGUACAGAAGAUGUCGCCUAUCCAAUCGACCGCAAAUUCCCAGAGACGAAGCUCAAACAUCUCCAGAGUGCAGGUGUCAAGGCCGAGAUCAAGAUGAUCGAAGGUGCACCUCAUUUUGGCACGGUAUCCUUCGCCGACGAAUUCAAUCGGAUCCUCGCUGAUUGGCUAAAAACGAUCUAAUCGUGAUAACAGAAUGCAUCGUGUGUGUGUGACUACAGCUCGCUCGCGACUUCGAUGAUGGCCUCGCUGAGAAUCUUGCAC